Colletotrichum acutatum is the source of this 1668-nucleotide messenger RNA. RefSeq names its product HET domain-containing protein. The coding region runs from base 1 to 1668 and encodes 555 amino acids. NCBI's taxonomy places the organism in Eukaryota, Fungi, Ascomycota, Sordariomycetes, Glomerellales, Glomerellaceae. The transcript has 3 exons. The record is from RefSeq and is a predicted model, not a curated record.
AUGUGGCUCAUCGACACCGAGAGUCUGAGGCUUCAUGCUUUCAUGCCUCCAGACCUCCCACCGUACGCCAUACCAUCUCAUACCUGGGGAUCCGGAGAAGUGACCUUCCAGGAGUUUGCAGAACUCAAUACUGCCAAAGAAAAAGCCGGCUACACCAAGAUUCAGAAGACAUGCGAGCUCGCUAGGCAGAAUGGUCUGGAAUGGGCAUGGGUGGACACCUGCUGUAUCGACAAAUCUUCAAGUGCCGAACUCUCGGAGGCGAUCAACUCAAUGUUCGAGUGGUACGAGCUUUCAGCCAUCUGCUUUGCUCAUCUCGCGGACCUACCUGUUGAGUCUCCCACGCUAUGGAUGUCCGAGUCUGGCGUGUACAAGCGCGCGUGUCGCUGGUUCGAACGUGGGUGGACCCUUCAAGAGCUCAUUGCGCCCAAGACGCUCGAGUUCUUUGACUGCGAAUGGAACUCACGCGGCUUCAAGACCGACAGCGCCGCCCUGCGGCAAUUGUCGGCGAUGACGGGGAUACAUGGCAAGACUGCCCGAUGCUUGCUCGGUCUCUUCCGUGUCAAUAUGCCCUUGCUCUAUGGAGAGGGCUCGCGAGCUUUCAUGCGACUUCAGGAAGAGAUUCUCAAAAACAGCACCGACAUGUCUCUCUUCUGCUGGACCGCACCACAGGAAGCAUGGCAGCAGUGCCGCGGGUUACUGGCACGACAUCCCUCGGAGUUCGCGUCGUGGUACGAUACAGAAUCUACCUCACGAAAGUCCAUCAGCUGGGCCAUGUGCGAGCAAGAGAAGGAAUUCUCAUCGACUAACAAAGGGAUCCGCAUGGAUGCAACCCUGGCGAGUUUCUUCGUUCAUGGCGAGAACAGAACGUGUCUGAGAUGUACGCUAUUCCCAGAUGAUUAUGUCGUCUUCAUACCGUUGCGAUACCACCGGGACAACAUCUACGUUAGGGAGCUUCCUACCACCAUCAUUCCCUCACGUACAACACGGCACGAACAGGAAACUAUAUACAUCGCCAAGGACGUGGAUGAGCGUAUGUCGAUCAAUCUGCAGGCCAAGAUGGCGGAGACUUUGAGCAUCGACAGUUCCCUGCUUCCGGCCAAAUUCUCAUUGGAGAUGAUGGAGACCUGGCCCAAAAAUUUGUGGCAGUCACAGCGACAGCAAUAUGCCCUGCCCGGAUCAAAACUGUUUACUUGCAUCACUUCAUACAGCGUCUACUUUGAGACUGUCAAGGUCGGUGAGCCUCUGCGUUACGCCUUGAUUCCUCUGCAAGAAGCAACCGGCCGUGCCGGUAUUAUGUCGCAGAUAAAAGACCACGAGAGCAGUGGUGCUCGGGGGCAGCCUAUUGAAGCCUUUAGUUUGAUGGAGCAAUUCAUCAUUGAUGGCCGCCAAGCAGUGGACCUUUCGCACGGGGAUCUCAGCUUCUCACUUUUCGUAACGCGAUACUCUGAGACUGAGGAGAGCUCCGACAAACUGUAUUUGAAGGUCACUUCUUUCCAGGACCUUCUGCAUCCAUUACCCAUCAGGAAAUCAAAGCCCAUCCCGAUCGGCGAUAGUAAGGGGCCUGGUCAUCGUCUCGAACGUGCUCCUCAAAUUGUAGGGGAUGGCGCCGUAGUGCAGCCACCGAAACCAUCCGACAUCGCGGAAGCGGAGCGAGAGAACUCUGGAUAA